AUGAUUCGAUUUAUUUUGAUCCAAAACCGUGCGGGUAAGACGAGACUGGCAAAGUGGUACAUGAAUUUCGAUGAUGAUGAAAAACAGAAACUCAUAGAGGAAGUUCAUGCUGUUGUUACCGUUAGAGAUGCAAAACACACCAACUUUGUAGAGUUUCGUAACUUCAAAAUUGUGUACCGAAGAUAUGCUGGAUUGUACUUCUGUAUAUGUGUGGAUGUGAAUGAUAAUAAUCUUUGUUACUUGGAAGCUAUCCAUAAUUUUGUUGAAGUUCUCAAUGAAUACUUCCACAAUGUGUGUGAAUUAGAUUUGGUGUUCAACUUUUACAAGGUAUACACAGUAGUUGAUGAGAUGUUCCUUGCAGGGGAAAUCAGAGAAACAUCUCAAACAAAAGUAUUAAAACAACUUCUUAUGCUUAACUCAUUAGAGUAA
Molecule: messenger RNA, 429 nt
Organism: Pieris macdunnoughi
Lineage: Eukaryota; Metazoa; Arthropoda; Insecta; Lepidoptera; Pieridae
Source: the annotation of a GenBank genome assembly